AUGAAUUGGUCUUCACUGCCAGAAGUUGUGCAUUUGCAAAGGUUUUUAAUCAAAUUUCGAUUAAAAAUAGAACAACUCAACAAAAAAUACGGUAAGUUUAUAGUCUUCCUGCUAUUUUAGACUACUACUCUCGUUUCUGAUAUUAUAUACUCCUAUAGUACCCUAGAAAGCAACAAAAAUAUUAAAACUUCAUAAAGUUUCAGUGCUAAUAUUCCUGGUCAUUACCUUCUUUCUCUACACUUCACUCAACCUCUACCACAGCUACAACGAGUAUUUUGCAAAAGGCGAGACUGUACUCAAGUUUGAAUCGGACCUUGUGUUAGACCCAUUUCAAGCUCGGUUUGAGAACAAACGUCAGAAUUACAAAAUGAUGCGAGCCAAUUCGAAAGACUGUCAAGGAAAGGACUUGGCCAUCAUGAUAAUGUCGACAGCGACAGAAAACAAUGCCAGAUUGAGGGAAGCUAUGAGGAAGGUCAUGUUCAAGAAUGUAAGUUCAGAUUGGUAGGGUUUGAUAGCAAUAUCUUUGAGAUACGGUUACAGUAAAGUAAUGUAUUUAAGAUAAAGCAAUAUCUAUAUAUAACAAUACCUAUAAAAAAUAAACCUUACAGCAACCCCGAGUAGUCCACAAGUUCUUCAUUGGCUACGAAGAGGAGUUUCCGGCUUCAAUGCUGAUCGACGAGAUGAAUGAAUACAAAGACAUCGUCUACUACGAUGGUAAAGGCGACUAUCGUAAUAACUACUUAAAAUGGUAUGCCAUGUAUCAAUGGCACGCCAAAUACUGUUCGAACGUCAAGACAUUUGUAAAAAUAGAUGAUGACACUACUGUUCAUAUCCCUAGACUACUAGAGUGGAUCGACCGUGAUUUCAACUUUGUGACAAGACAGAUCGACGACUAUUUGAUUUGUGCUUUAUACCUUGGCAUGGCACCUUUAAGGGUAAAAGAAAAUCGAUGGUAAGUUAAGACACAACACUGUAAAAUAUAGUAUUUUAACUUCAGAGAGCCUUAAACUGUACCAAUAACAUAAAUUUUAGGUACAUAACUCCAGACGAAUACCCCUAUAGGAUAUGGCCUAACUAUUGUGUUGGUUAUUUCGUCCUAGCCUCCAAUUCAACAGUACAAAAACUACUAAAAGCGGCCGAAAAAGUUCACUUUUUCCCUAUGGACGACGUUCUUUUGACUGGAGCCGUGUCUGCUGUCGCUAAAAUCCCGAUUCUAGACUUUCCUGGAAUCAGAUCAGAACCAAACGACCGAUUAUGUACUAAUGAUGGAUUACACUACUCUCUAAUGCGACACAACAGUAAAUUUGCUCAUCUGAUUGAAGAGGACUACAAGUUUCUGGACGAAUUAAAAUGCCCUACAAAACCGUUCGAAGAAGGACAUGAUUAG
Bursaphelenchus okinawaensis is the source of this 1387-nucleotide messenger RNA. NCBI's taxonomy places the organism in Eukaryota, Metazoa, Nematoda, Chromadorea, Rhabditida, Aphelenchoididae. The record is from the annotation of a GenBank genome assembly.